AUGACAGCUACUCAGAAACACAACCUCUUCACACCAGAACCUCACUACAUCCCUGGCUAUGCCGGCUUCUAUCCGCAGCUGCGCUACCAGGUGGGGAAUACCUAUGGACGCACCACAGCGCAGCUGCUCACAGACCCCAGCGUGCAGAAGAGUCACUGCUCCGUGCUGUCCCCCAUGUCCAAGCCCAAGUUCAUCGAAGACUUCAGCAAACCCAAGCCCUCCUUUAAUCCCUGCCGGGACCUGACUGAGCCCUACAUCCCCCACUACACUGGUCUCAAGCCCUAUAAGAAUUUUGAGAUCCUAGGCCAGCUCCCACCCAAGGAGGGGGAUGCCCAGAGGCCACCAGGUGACGAGGACGUAUCCAGACAGGUUCCAUUGCCUGCAGGCUUUAUGCCCUACCUACCCUACCCGCCGUGCCCACCAGGCAGGAAAGGGGACUCGGGAGACGUGGGACACCCGGGCCUGCGGCUGGCAUAUGGGGAAGAGGCCUGGAAGAGUGCUGUCCCUGUCCAUGAGUCCCCUGGGCGGUACCAGCUGUACCACUACAGGAGGGAUGAAUACCCGCCCCCACCCCGCCUGCAGGAGACACUGGACGUGGGCAGAUUCCAACGGCUGCCCCAGCUGGACCACCCCAACCUGAUUCAACGAAAAGCCAUCUCAGGAUAUGCUGGCUUCAUCCCCCAAUUUGCCUCGGUGAUGGGGAUGAAUUACCGCGAUGGGGUCAUUCAGGCUAUGGACGAGUUCGACAAGAACCAGUUCCGGUUCAGAAAUCCUGUCUGUGACCUGGGUGAGAGGCUGCCCAGGACAAACUGGCCCAGCAACACCAUCUACAACAGCCAGGGCCUGAUACCCUUCUACAUGGGAUUCAUACCGUCCAUGCAGGACAACUACGCACUGACAUUUGGCAACAGUACCCGGAAGGCCUAUCAGAAGGAACUGGAGAGGCGGAGCCACACACUAUGA
Messenger RNA from Cynocephalus volans (Philippine flying lemur), 963 nucleotides. RefSeq names its product ciliary microtubule inner protein 2A (gene CIMIP2A). Gene Ontology annotation, cellular component: nucleus. NCBI's taxonomy places the organism in Eukaryota, Metazoa, Chordata, Mammalia, Dermoptera, Cynocephalidae. The record is from RefSeq and is a predicted model, not a curated record. The transcript has 7 exons. The coding region runs from base 1 to 963 and encodes 320 amino acids.